Messenger RNA from Nicrophorus vespilloides, 2449 nucleotides. Its product is annotated as coronin-1A. The record is from RefSeq and is a predicted model, not a curated record. Bases 554 to 2011 code for a protein of 485 amino acids. Gene Ontology annotation, molecular function: actin filament binding. NCBI's taxonomy places the organism in Eukaryota, Metazoa, Arthropoda, Insecta, Coleoptera, Silphidae. Gene Ontology annotation, biological process: actin filament organization. The transcript is spliced from 5 exons.
UCGGAAUUCCGUUGGCGUCGCGCGCGUUCGUCGUGUCUUUUGACGUUCAAAAAUUUCGCAUAUCCAAAUAAGGCAUUUUAAUAAUUUCCACGCUGGUUCUUUGCCGCCCAUGGCAGACCUCUUCGUUCCAACUUAGUAAACUAUCCAACACCGAUCAGAACGCUUCAAGACGCACCGUACAAUUUCCAAAAUUGGACGCGAGUGAAUGCAUGUGUUUGCGCAUUGUUAUCAUCACGUUUUGUUUUCCUUGCGGGGGGGAAGAAAGGAAUAACACGACGGCAAAGAAACGACAACAGCAAAGGAAAAAGGGAUAAAUAAGAGUAUAGAGCGGUACGCGGAUUAAUAUUACUCUCUUUUCUCUCCUUUCUUGUUUCCUCGAUUUUUGAAUGUGUCGCUGUUUGUGGUUGGUGGCACGUACUUGGUGUUUCCGCUGAGAAAAGUACAUUGGAUUUACUUGGGUCGGUGAAGGCGGAGCGGACGGGUGGACCAAGUGCUGAAGAAGAAAUCAUCGAACAUAGUUGCAGGGUAGAAGUUAGCAUUCGCAAAAACCAAGAUGUCUUUUCGUGUUGUGAGAAGUUCAAAAUUUCGUCACGUUUAUGGGCAACCUCUUAAACGUGAGCAGUGCUAUGAUAAUAUCAGGGUCAGCAAAAGUUCCUGGGAUUCGACGUUCUGUGCAGUCAACCCCAAGUUCUUAGCUAUCAUCGUCGAAUCGGCGGGUGGCGGAGCAUUCAUCGUUCUUCCCCACAAUAAAGUGGGUAGAAUCGCUGCAGAUCAUCCACUGAUCGGCGGACACAAAGGGCCGGUGCUAGAUAUCGCCUGGUGUCCGCAUAAUGACAACAUCAUCGCUUCUGGGUCGGAGGAUUGCGUGGUGAAAGUCUGGCAUAUUCCCGAUGGCGGACUGAUCAAGACGCUGACGGAGCCGCUGGUCGACUUAAAGUAUCAUCAGAGGCGCGUCGGGUUGGUCCUUUGGCAUCCCACUGCGCAGAACGUCCUUCUGACGGCUGGAAGCGAUAACCAGGUGGUCAUCUGGAACGUCGGUACCGGUGAACCUAUGGUUCAGAUAGACUCGCAUCCGGACAUAGUAUACAGUGCGUGCUUCAACUGGGAUGGCUCCAAAUUGCUCACCACUUGCAAGGAUAAGAAGAUCCGUAUCAUGGAUCCAAGGACGGGAGAAAUCGAGGCGGAGGCACUCUGCCACGAAGGUACUAAGGCGACGAGAGCAAUCUUCUUGAGGCACGGACUUGUCUUCACCACUGGCUUUUCAAGAACAUCUGAGCGGCAGUACUCUCUUCGUACUCCGGAUUGCCUGAGCGAACCCAUCGUGAUGGUAGAGCUCGACACAUCGAACGGAGUGAUGUUCCCGCUUUAUGACCCGGACACCAAUUUGGUAUAUCUCUGCGGAAAGGGCGACUCGGUGAUACGGUACUUCGAGAUCACGCCGGAGCAACCGUACGUACACUACAUCAACACCUUCCAGACGCCGGACCCGCAGCGCGCCAUUGGAAUGAUGCCCAAGAGAGGAAACGACGUGACCAGCUGCGAGAUUUCGCGAUUCUACAGGUUGAACAACUCAGGCCUCUGUCAGGUGAUCACGAUGACGGUACCCAGGAAAUCAGAGCUUUUCCAGGAAGAUCUCUAUCCUGACACGCUUGGUGACACGCCUGCACUUACCGCGGAGGAAUGGAUUGAAGGCAAGAACGCUGAGCCUUUGCUUAUCUCCCUCAAGGAUGGCUAUAAACCGCCUGAGUCCAAGCGCAUCAACAUCAUGGACAAGAUUUCCCCGAAAACUGGAAGCAAACGAAAUGCUCCUCCCGCUUCGCCGACGUCUCAGGAUAAAACUUUGCAAAAGUUCGCGGACGAAAUUAGGAAAUUAAAGGCCAUGAUCGUGAAGCACGAGAACAGGAUUCGAGUAUUGGAGGCGGCUGUUGGCAUCAGCGAUGAGGAUGGUCCAGGAGGCGAUGGCCUGAACGCCAAUCCGCCACCACCUCUUGCGAUGGAUGACGAGGUGUGAUAAAUCGCAGCCAACCAUUCGUUUUUCAUGCCAUCAUCUCCCAACUUUCGUCAACUGUUUUUGUACUUAAUUGUAUAUAUAUACAUAUAUAAUAUGAAGUUAUUAAUUAAUUUAUUACAUUUUUCGGCCAAAAUGUUUUAAAAUGAGCAGAUGAAGAAGAAGCGCAAGAACAAAUCCAUCGAUUGUUUGUUAUAUCAUAGCUUACUACUACCACUUACUCACUAUAUAUUACUACUAUGUUUGUUUGAUUUAUUACUUUUUUUUAUAAGUGCAAUCACGCUGCUAAUUUUAGGGCUACCUUCAAUCAAUGACCUCUCUAAUUAUCCUAACUAACGAAGGUGAGUUCCACACUUAAUACUGUAUCAUUUAUUAGUAAUUUCGCGGCAAAUUGAUUAUUAACCUCACCAGAUCUCCCCUAACAACUAAUCGGUUUCUUUA